AUGGCAAGCUGUUUCUUUCUCCCAUUGAUGGAGAACCACACAUUCAGCAUGGACCUUCUCAAGCUAGAGGGGGUUAAAGUCAUUUAUCAGUCCACCUACCCUGCCUUCAUCCUCCUCCUUAUCAUCUACAUCUUCACAAUGGUGGCCAACAUCGGCCUCACAGUGCUCAUCUGCAUGGAGAGGAGCCUGCACCAGCCCAUGUACAUCCUCCUUUGCAACAUGUCUUUCAACGAUGCUCUCAGUAUCACCACCUUCAUACCUCGAGUGCUGUUCGACAUUUUAACACCUAGAUCAGACAGAUAUAUUACCUACAAUGAGUGUUUCACCCAAGCAUUCUUGGGUCACUGGUUUGGUUCAAACUUCCAUACGAUACUGACGAUCAUGGCUUUUGACAGGUAUGUGGCCAUCUGUAAUCCUCUGCGAUACGCCACCAUCAUGAACAACAAAAUGCUGGUUAAGCUGUGUGUGUUUGCCUGGGUGGUGUCCCUUGUCUUUGUGGCUGUCCUCCUGGGCCUCACCCUCCGCUUGUCACGCUGCAGGUCGGAAAUCACCAACCCUUGGUGUGACAAUGCCUCAUUAUUCAAGCUCUCCUGUGAGAGUGUGCUUAUAAAUAACAUUUAUGGACUAUUUUUCACCAGUAUCUUCUUCAUCACCUCCAUGGGGAGUGUGGCUCUGACAUACAUUAGAAUCGCCAUGGUGUGUGUGAGGAGUAAGAGCAAGUCGCUGAACAGCAAAGCUCUGCACACCUGUUUCACACACCUGGCUGUAUACCUCAUUAUGCUGAUGACAGGUUUCAUCAUUGUCUUUCUUCAUCGGUACCCACAGUGGUCAGACCACAGGAAACUUGCAUCAAUUAUGUUUUAUGUGGUUCCUCCUGCACUGAACCCCAUUAUCUAUGGGCUGCAGUCCAAAGACAUUCGCAAACUAGUUGUAAAUAUCUCCCAUUGCAAGAAAGUUUCUCCAUUAGUUUAA
This is a messenger RNA of Salvelinus fontinalis (brook trout), 972 nucleotides long. Its product is annotated as olfactory receptor 7C1-like. Gene Ontology annotation, molecular function: olfactory receptor activity; G protein-coupled receptor activity. Bases 1 to 972 code for a protein of 323 amino acids. Gene Ontology annotation, cellular component: membrane. The record is from RefSeq and is a predicted model, not a curated record. NCBI's taxonomy places the organism in Eukaryota, Metazoa, Chordata, Actinopteri, Salmoniformes, Salmonidae. Gene Ontology annotation, biological process: G protein-coupled receptor signaling pathway. The transcript has 2 exons.